ACGACCAUUUGCAGCCGGCAUGCAGUCCAAAUGAAAACUCUCGCUGCUCUCCCCAAACAAACAUCCGCUCCCGCCAAACUGAUCUCUCCCUCCACCGCCGCGAGAACCCCAACUCGUAUAGCUCCUGCGGUUUCGACCGAAUCCCAGUUCGUCCCUCUCAUUCAUGCGUCCAAAGUCGUCCUCCAUCUCCGUCAAAUCCAUGCGCAGAUCCUCCUCCAGGGCUUCUCUUGGAGCAGCCUCCUCGCCACCCAGUUGGUGUCUGCCUCAUCUCUCCGGAACGCCAUUGACUAUUCCAUCUCCGUAUUCAGCCAAUACCAUCCCAAGAACGUGUUUUUGUUCAAUGCCCUGAUUCGUGGGCUCGUGAAGAAUGCCCGUUUCGAGGUUGCACUGUCCCAUUUUGUUCUCAUGUUGAGGUCGGAUGCUAGGCCUGACAGGAUGACUUACCCGUUUGUUCUCAAAUCAACGGCGCAGCUGUUCUUGAGAAGGCUUGCUGGGGAACUUCAUUGCAUGAUUUUCAAGACUGGGGUUGAGUUGGAUUCCUUUGUUGAGGUGUCUCUGGCUGAUAUGUAUGUGAAAAUUGAAGAACUGGGGUAUGCCCUGAAGGUGUUCGAUGAAAGUCCCCACAGACUGGAUAGUCGGAGCACGCUGUUGUGGAAUGUGUUGAUAAAUGGGUGCUGUAAGAAGGGUGAUAUAGUUAAGGCUAUGGAGCUCUUCCAUACGAUGCCCGGGAGGGAUGUUGCGUCAUGGAAUAGUUUGAUUAAUGGGUUCUUGGCAGCUGGACUAUUGGAUAAAGCCAAGGCAGCUUUCGACCAGAUGCCAGAAAAGAAUGUGGUAACUUGGACCACAAUGGUUAACGGGUUUUCUCAGAAUGGUGACAAUGAGAAGGCGCUCUCAGUUUUCUCUAGGAUGUUGGAGGAGAACGUGAGGCCGAAUGAUUUUACUGUUGUUUCUGCUCUUUCUGCUUGUGCAAAGAUUGGUGCAGUUGAAGCUGGAUUGCGGAUACACAAGUAUAUUAAGGACAACAGGUUCAGGUUGAAUGCGGCGAUUGGGACUGCCUUGGUAGACAUGUAUGCGAAAUGUGGGAAUAUAGAGUCUGCAAGUCAGGUGUUCAGUGAGACAAAAGAGAGGGAUAUCCUUACUUGGAGUGUCAUGAUAUGGGGCUGGGCACUCCAUGGCCGUUUCCAGCAAGCUGUUCAAUGCUCCAAGCAGAUGCUGCGUUCAGCAGGCAUAAAACCAGAUGAAGUUGUCUUUCUUGCCCUAUUGACGGCUUGCACACAUGCAGGCCAAGUUGAUCUUGGGCUUAAUAUCUUCGACAGCAUGAGGCUUGACUACCAGAUUGACCCGUCCAUGAAACACUAUUCACUAAUUGUGGAUCUAUUAGGCAGGGCAGGGAGGCUGAAUGAAGCUCUCAAAUUCAUCGAGGAGAUGCCAAUAAAUCCAGACCUUGUGAUCUGGGGAACUUUGUUUUGUGCUUGUAGGGCACACAAGAAUGUUGAAAUAGCAGAAUUUGCAGUGACAAAGCUCCUUGAGCUUGAACCGAAACAUCCUGGCAGUUACGUGUUCUUGUCUAAUGCUUAUGCUGCAGUGGGACGAUGGGAAGAUGCAGAGAGAGUGCGAAGUUCAAUGCAGGACAAAGGUGUUGGAAAAGGUCCCGGGUGGAGUCACGUCGAGGUGGAUGGCCAAGUACAUAGGUUUGUGGCUGGUGACAAUGCUCAUCAUAAGGAUGCAAAUGAGAUCCAUCAGAAACUGGAGGAAAUAAUGUCAGGUGCAAGAAAACAAGGUUACAUGCCUGGAACCGAAUGGGUACUUCAUAACAUUGAAGAAGAAGAAAAGGAAGACGCCCUGGGAAGUCACAGCGAAAAAUUAGCUCUUGCUUUCGCGCUAAUCCAAACUUCUCCAAAGACAGCACCCAUUAGGAUUGUGAAAAAUCUUAGGAUCUGUGGUGACUGCCACUCUUUAAUGAAGUAUGCCAGCAUAAUGAGCCAGAGGGAGAUCAUAGUGAGAGACAUUAAGCGUUUCCAUCAUUUCAAGGAUGGAACUUGUUCGUGCGGAGACUACUGGUAACUCUCUCAGGUGCAGGCUGCUGUCAUCGAGUAGAUAUAAUGCAUUAUUACGGGUCUCUGAGUGUUCCAUGGGGCUCCUAUGCAGCCAGCUCAUUGCAGAUUGUAUUACUACUUGGUUGAUUUACUUCGAUCCAGCGCCAAGUACAUCUUUCUCCUUGAGCUGCACAUGGUAGUUGUUAGAAGUUGAUAGCAACUCCUGAGCCCGGUAAUGACGGUUUUCUUACUUUGAUCUCAACGUUCAAAGAAACGGCUCCCAUUGAUUAUUGCCCGGACUCCAGAUUAGUGAUUUGCCAUUCGCUUAUUAGCGGCAGAACUUGUCAUGCCAUUGACUGAUCAACCUCAAACUGUUGCAAUCACUACUCAUGGUCGACUAUGAGUUGGAAAGAGGAAAGCUUGCUUGGCUGAUGGCUGUGGCAGUUUGGUUUGGAUGGACAUACUAUACAAAGGAACAUUACUAAAGUUGUUCCCACUUGAGCUGUGAAAGAUGCAAUUAUGCCAAAGCAGAGGCACAUGACAUGACUUGGUCCUCACGAACCAAGUUGCCAAAAUCAAAUUGACAACAGUUCCCAAGGACGAUCAUGAUUCAUGAGAGCUUCAACUUUAUGCUUCUAUUUGUUUGGCGUUAUUUUCCUUUUGUAGUAUGGAUCCAUUACGAAUAUUUUUCAGGCUAAAGUUGUUUCAAUCGAAACCUGCCUUCAGUACUCUCAUGGUCCAAACCAAGUGGGGCUUCGAUUCGACCAUGGUCAAAACGAUUUUGGUUCAGUCAUGGUCAAACUGAAAAUUAUCUAAGAUAUGCUAUCCCAUGGUCACUUCUCA
Molecule: messenger RNA, 2879 nt
Organism: Linum tenue
Lineage: Eukaryota; Viridiplantae; Streptophyta; Magnoliopsida; Malpighiales; Linaceae
Source: the annotation of a GenBank genome assembly